Drosophila kikkawai is the source of this 2081-nucleotide messenger RNA. RefSeq names its product ATP-dependent RNA helicase abstrakt (gene abs). Gene Ontology annotation, molecular function: RNA binding; RNA helicase activity; zinc ion binding. NCBI's taxonomy places the organism in Eukaryota, Metazoa, Arthropoda, Insecta, Diptera, Drosophilidae. Gene Ontology annotation, cellular component: spliceosomal complex. Gene Ontology annotation, biological process: mRNA splicing, via spliceosome. The record is from RefSeq and is a predicted model, not a curated record.
AACACUAAUAAAGCCGUUGCAACGCGAAUGUCAAAUUUAUAUUCAUAUGUUUUGUUUACAAUCGCAUGAAAUUAAAAACCAUAGAAUCAAUUCGCUGAUAUGUCCCAAGUAAAGCGAUACCGCAGAUCCUCAAAGUCCUCCGAUGACGGGGAGCAGGACAACGAGGACUACGUGCCGUACGUUCCGGUGAAGGAACGAAAAAAGCAGCACAUGGUAAAACUGGGCCGUAUCGUACAACUAGCUUCAGAGACGGCGCAGCCCAAGUCAUCCAGCGAAAAUGAAAACGAUGAUGACUACCAGGGAGCCCACGACGCGGAGACCUAUGGCCGGAAAUAUAACAUCAGUCUGCUGGAUCAACAUACAGAGCUCAAGAAAAUUGCCGAGGCCAAGAAACUGAGCGCCGUGGAAAAGCAGCUCCGCGAGGAAGAGAAGAUCAUGGAAAGCAUUGCCCAACAAAAGGCCCUGAUGGGCGUGGCAGAGUUAGCGAAAGGUAUUCAGUACGAGGAACCCAUUAAGACUUCCUGGCGACCGCCCAGAUACAUUGAAGCCAUGCCAGAAGAGGAGCGGCAACAGAUCCGCCAGCAGCUGAGAAUCCUUGUCGAGGGAGAGAAUCCUAGUCCACCAAUCCGCAGUUUCCGAGAGAUGAAGUUUCCCAAAGGCAUUCUAAACGGCCUCGCGGCCAAGGGAAUCAAGACUCCAACACCUAUUCAGAUUCAAGGAUUGCCCACUGUACUGGCGGGUCGCGAUCUAAUUGGCAUUGCCUUUACCGGCUCCGGAAAAACACUAGUCUUUGUGCUGCCUGUGGUGAUGUUUGCUCUGGAGCAAGAGUACAGCUUGCCCUUUGAACGCAACGAGGGCCCCUACGGACUAAUUAUUUGCCCGUCUCGGGAGCUUGCCAAGCAGACGCACGAGAUUAUUCAGCACUACAGCAAGCACUUGCAGGCCUGCGGCAUGCCUGAGGUGCGCUCCUGUUUGGCCAUGGGCGGAUUACCAGUAAGCGAGGCCUUGGACGUGAUAUCCAAAGGAGUGCACAUUAUUGUGGCGACGCCAGGACGUCUUAUGGACAUGUUAGACAAGAAGAUUCUGACGCUGGACAUGUGCCGCUACCUGUGCAUGGAUGAGGCUGACAGGAUGAUUGACAUGGGGUUCGAGGAGGACGUGCGCACGAUAUUCUCAUUUUUCAAGGGCCAACGCCAGACGCUUCUCUUCUCUGCGACUAUGCCAAAGAAGAUCCAAAACUUUGCUCGUUCGGCGCUCGUGAAGCCAGUUACCAUAAAUGUUGGUCGCGCCGGAGCAGCGUCUAUGAACGUCACCCAGGAGGUUGAGUACGUGAAACAGGAGGCUAAAGUGGUAUAUCUGCUGGACUGUCUACAGAAGACUGCGCCGCCCGUGCUGAUAUUUGCCGAGAAAAAGCAGGACGUGGACUGCAUACAUGAAUACCUCCUUCUGAAGGGCGUGGAAGCGGUCGCCAUUCACGGCGGAAAGGACCAGGAGGAACGGUCGCGAGCCGUUGACGCUUAUCGCGUGGGCAAAAAGGACGUUCUGGUGGCCACGGAUGUGGCCUCAAAGGGCCUGGACUUUCCCAACGUGCAGCACGUUAUCAACUACGACAUGCCGGACGAUAUCGAAAACUAUGUGCAUCGAAUUGGUCGCACAGGUCGGUCCAACACUAAGGGAUUGGCUACCACGCUGAUUAACAAGAUCACCGAACAGUCCGUUCUUCUGGACCUAAAGCACUUGCUUAUCGAGGCCAAACAGCAAGUGCCCGACUUCUUGGACGAAUUGGCGCCAGAGGCGGAGCACCAGCACCUGGACCUGGGCGACUCACAUGGCUGCACCUACUGCGGCGGCCUGGGCCAUCGGAUCACAGAGUGCCCCAAGCUGGAGGCCGUGCAAAACAAACAGGCUUCGAACAUCGGACGCCGGGACUAUCUGUCGAACACUGCGGCGGAUUACUAAUCUGUGGCCACCGAUUGCAUAAUUAUAAGAAAAUUGUACAUUAGUUGACAAAGGGAUUAAAUAGAUUUCUUACAUAUAUGUUUACAUACAUAAGUAAAACAAAAGGAGACUUUCAACCUGAA